UAUUUAAAUCGUGGCUGCACCAGAUUUUUUGCAACCAAGGAAACUGAUAAACAGAUAUUACAGAACAGGAAAAGUCCUGAGCAUUUCAAAGAAGGUUCAUUGAAAGACCCAUUGUUAGAUGAUCAAGGUGAUUUCAACAGGAUGUGUAUAGCCAUGAAAAAAAUAGGCCUGAAUGAUGUUGAAAAGUUGGAUCUCUUCAGAGUUGUUGCUGGAGUCCUUCAUCUGGGUAAUAUUGACUUUGAAGAAGCUGGCAGUACAUCAGGUGGCUGUAUCCUAAAGAAUAAAUCCAGUCAAACUCUAGAAAACUGUGCAGAGCUACUUGGCCUUUGUGAAGAGGACUUGCGAGUCAGUCUGACAACAAGAGUAAUGUUGACAACAGCAGGGGCACCAAAGGCACGGUUAUUAA
Molecule: messenger RNA, 406 nt
Organism: Polypterus senegalus (gray bichir)
Lineage: Eukaryota; Metazoa; Chordata; Cladistia; Polypteriformes; Polypteridae
Product: unconventional myosin-VI-like
Exons: 3
Biological process (GO): inner ear morphogenesis; inner ear auditory receptor cell differentiation; actin filament organization
Cellular component (GO): endocytic vesicle; ruffle; myosin complex
Molecular function (GO): ATP binding; actin filament binding; microfilament motor activity
Source: RefSeq, a predicted model, not a curated record